Messenger RNA from Adineta ricciae, 2190 nucleotides. Lineage: Eukaryota; Metazoa; Rotifera; Eurotatoria; Adinetida; Adinetidae. The record is from the annotation of a GenBank genome assembly.
AUGCCUCGUGGCUUUAGCCGGCGAAUAAUUCAGCAUGGUCUUGUUUUGACAACAUCCGCACUCGGUACGGGUUAUCUUGGCCAGUAUCUGCUCAAGAAAAAUAAACUGAAUGCCUCGGAACCUGCUCUACACAAACCAAGUGUAUGGCAUGAUGAUUUUCCAACGCGUGAAGCUCAAAUCGAACGAAUGUCAACCGAACCAGAGUAUGAUAUUGUGGUUAUUGGCGGUGGAGCAACCGGUUGUGGAGUAGCUGUCGAUGCAGCUAGUCGAGGUUUGAAAGUUGCAUUGGUAGAAAAAUAUGACUUCAGUAGCGGAACAUCAUCCCGGUCAACGAAACUCAUCCAUGGUGGUGUGAGAUAUUUGCAAAAAGCGAUCUUGCAAUUUGAUCGCGAACAAUAUUCUAUGGUGAAAGAAGCGUUGUAUGAACGUGGUAAUCUUUUGAAAAUAGCUCCACAUUUAUCCUAUCCAUUACCCAUAAUGUUGCCUGUUUAUAAAUGGUAUCUUCUACCUUACUAUUAUGCUGGUAUCAAAGCGUACGAUUUCGUAUCCGGUCGGCAGUUACUUCGAUGGUCGUAUUUGAUCUCGAAAAGAAAAGCUUUAGAAUUGUUUCCUAUGCUAAAAAAAGAGAAAUUAGUCGGUGCGAUCGUUUACUAUGAUGGACAACAUAAUGAUGCACGAAUGAACAUAGCAUUAGCGUUCACAGCUGCAAGAAUGGGUGCAAAUGUAGCGAAUUAUUGUGAAGUCACAGAAUUAGUACAUGACAACAUUCGAGUAGAAAAUGCGCAAGGACAGCCGGAAAUGAAAAAGGUCAUUCGUGGUGUCAAAUGCUUCGAUCGAUAUCAAAACAAAGCUUUCACCAUUCGAACUAAAUGUGUUGUCAAUGCUACUGGGCCUUACACCGAUGCCAUUCGUCAGCUAGACGAUCCAUCGCUACCAAAAAUCUGUCAACCAUCUGCAGGUGUUCAUGUCGUCUUCCCUGAUUACUAUAGUCCAACAAAUAUGGGUCUUCUUGACCCGAAUACAUCAGACGGACGUGUAAUCUUCUUCUUACCUUGGCAAAAACACACCAUCGCUGGUACAACGGAUACACCUUGUGAUGUGACUGAUGAUCCGUCACCAUCGAGCGAUGACGUGGACUUCAUCUUAGGCGAAGUGAAAAACUAUCUUUCAUCCGAUGUGCAGGUCCGUCGAGGCGAUGUUCUGUCAGCAUGGGCCGGUAUUCGACCGUUGGUUUUGAAUCCGAACAAAAAAGAUACUCAAUCUAUUGCACGAAAUCAUAUCGUUCAUGUCAGCGAUUCAGGUCUUGUGACCAUCGGAGGAGGAAAAUGGACUACUUAUCGGCAAAUGGCUGAAGAGACUGUCGAUCGUUGUAUUACAUCUUCGAACUUGAACGCGAAAAACGAAUGUAAAACUAAAGGUUUAGUUCUUCACGGCGGUGAAAAAUGGACACCGACUUCCUAUAUUCGUCUUGUUCAAGAUUACGGUCUCGACACUGAGGUCGCCAUUCAUCUUUCUCAUACCUAUGGUGACCAAGCCAGCAAAGUCGCUGAUAUGUCUUCAUUAACUGGAAAACGUUGGCCAGUUAUUGGUAAACGUCUUCAUCGAGAAUUCCCGUACAUUGAAGCUGAGAUAAGCUAUGCGAUUAAGGAAUACGCUCGUACGGCUGUUGAUGUUCUUGCUCGACGUACUCGUCUGUCAUUUUUAAAUGCCAUAGCUGCCGAAGAAGCUCUUCCGCAGAUAGUUCAAAUCAUGGCGAAAGAGCUGCACUGGAAUGAACAAAAACAAAAAGAAGAAAUAGAUCGUGCGAAAAUAUUUUUGUUGCGUGAAAUGGGUCUUAAUUUAAAACGUGAUAUGCGUCGAAAUGUGCCGAUUAAUUUAACACGUGAAGAAAUGAGUUAUUAUAUGAAAUAUUUUCGUCAAAUAGAUGUCGGAAAUAAAGGAUUUUGCUCACUUACUGAUUUAAAACGAUAUUUGCAAUUAUCGAACAGUGAAAUAACCGAAGAAGAAUUUCGAAUCUUAAUGCGCGAAAUCGAUCAAAAUCAAAAUGGAAUCAUAGAAACCGAAGAAUAUCUCCAACUAAUGAGUGCAAUUAAAUCCGGUACCAUAUCGGCCAGUCACUUUGCCAAGGCAACCCGCAUUGAAACAAUCAAAAGGAACCCAUCGCCCGAACGGAGUGGAGGUGGGAUUUAA